This is a messenger RNA of Penicillium coprophilum, 630 nucleotides long. RefSeq lists its product as uncharacterized. The record is from RefSeq and is a predicted model, not a curated record. NCBI's taxonomy places the organism in Eukaryota, Fungi, Ascomycota, Eurotiomycetes, Eurotiales, Aspergillaceae. The coding region runs from base 1 to 630 and encodes 209 amino acids. The transcript has a single exon.
AUGUCUGCUAUACCUUACACCCGCUCUCUACGUGGCCCCUCACUCCUCCGCAUUGGAAGUCUUCAAUCGCACCACAUCACGCAACCGUCCAUACAACGACUGGGUCCCGUCUCUCGCUCUUUGCACAGCCUGCCCAUUCCUCGCAAAACACGUACCGGCCCAAUCUCAAUUCAAUCGUCAUUCUCUCUUCGUCCGUCAUUUGCCAAACCCACAGCUAGAACCUACGGCGACCGAAAAGGAUCCACCGGCAAAGCCGAAGCCGACCUCCUAGUCGAGGAGCUACAAGAGCUGUACGAAGUCGCGAAGGACGAGUUUGAAAUUGCCACUGAGAGCACCGACUCAUCUACUAUAUACGCUGCAUCGGACCGCGAGUCUGCUCGCGAUGCCCUAAACCAGCUGUCCAGUGUGUACGCCCUCUACACUGCUCGUCCUGGGGAAGUUGAGAAUGAGACGGAUGAAUCGUUGAUUGCGGGAGAGGAGGCGGGAGAGAGUGCUAUUGUCGAGACACAGUACAAUCCAGCAGAGGUCCCCCAGGGUGUUAAAGACGAGGUGCGUCGACGGGUUGGACAUCGGAUUCGGGAGUUGAGGAAUGCUGUUGAGGCGCUUGAGCAGAGGGCUACAGAAGAUUAA